AUGGCAUUAUCCACCCUGGCUCAGCUCGCAGAGCAAUCCAAGCAACUCACCAGCCACAUCGGCGGUCUGCAAGUGCCCCAGAUUAAGCGCGGCAUCGAUCAGAUCGAGAGUCAAUCGCGCAAGCUCGCCGCUAAGGCGUCCAAGCCUACUGAUGGCACUGACAACAAGGGACAGUUUUUCCUUGCCAAGGGAGGCAUCGACGCCAAUGUGAUGAACACAACCCUCAACUCUAUCAACUUGAAGUCAACAUUUGAGCCUUUCCAGCCUAUUCACGAUACCGACACCGAGUCAUUUUUGAGGCACCAGCAUGAACAGAUCAUUAUCAACACCAUUGAUGAGAGCAGACGCGAGACCGUCAUGGAUUUCGACUCCAACUUUGAGACGUCGCUGAACUACGACUGGGAGCGCACCAAGAAGAGGAUCUUUGAGGAGCUCGGACAGCAUCAGGGACAGGGAGGUCGAUCGGAAGCCGAUUUGGGACAGUCGACUCGCUCCUUCCGUGGGAACGCUAGCUUGGCCCAGUCUCAAAGCGGCGCGUACACUCCAGGAUUCGCCCAGAACACGGCUUCCUUGGAUGUGAUUUUCAGCAAGCUAAAGCCUUACUACAAGGUCGUUCAUGAUCUCUGCGAGGCACGCCUGCAAGGACCAGCCUUCCCCUUGGCUAACAGCUUCGUCGAAGCCUCCAAGUUGGCUCACAAGGACCAGCCCAACUCAAAGAUUCAGGAGACAUGGGACCUGUUGACUUCAGUGUUGGGCGAGCUGGAGUUGAGAAACGGACGGUUCCAGAGCAUGGCAUUGAAGGAGCGAGUUUACGCCAACGCCUAUUUGAUGUCGCCUUACAGGAGUCCGGCUGCCGCGCUUUUGCGGGAUCGUCUUAUCAAGGGAUCCAAGAACUUCUUGGAGAAGCAGUUCAUGGCUCACAUUAAUGCAUCCGUGAAGGAGAACCCAGCAGAAGCUAACCUCGGAGGCAUCCCAUCACUUCUCAACACCAUUCGCGCCUUUGUCCAGCUCAAAUAUCUUCGAUAUGGAUCAUGGUCCCAGCCCAACCUCGAGAUUGUGAAUGGACAGGCAGUCUGGGCUCAGAUCUACUAUCUCUUUAGGACCGGUCAUGUCCAGGAUGCUCUCCAGUUUGCAAGAGACAACGAGUUGAACUUGAACCCUGCAGACCGCAACUUUGUCAUGUACCUCAACGCCUACUGGCAGAGUGAAGACCGCACAUUGCCCUCAACAUUGCAGGACCGGCUCCGGACCGACUUUAACAACAGGAUUCGUUAUAGCUCCGACACUGUUGACCCAUACAAGCUGACGCUCUUCAAGAUCAUUGGCCAGUGUGAACUGACCAAGAGGACGACACCUGUCAUUGGAGCCGUUGAGGACUUUAUUUGGCUCCAUCUGUCGUUGAUCCGUGAACCAAGGGACAAUGCCACGGCGGCUCACGAGAAAUACGAGCUUGCAGACUUUCAGGCUCUUGUUCUCAAGUACGGACCCGCCCACUUCAACCCCAACGGCAACAACCCUCUUCAAUACUUCCAAGUCCUCGUCCACUCUCAGCAGUUUGAGCGAGCUAUCUAUUAUCUCUAUUCUUUCAAGGCGUACGCACUCGAGACGGUCCAUAUGGCGAUCGCGCUGACAUACUAUGGAUUGUUGCGCAUUCCAUCGGUACAUCGCGUAUCGGACCCCAACCCCUUCUCGACGACAAAGGACGCUCAAGGACACGAAGUGUCACACUUUAACUUUACCCACUUGAUUCACUAUCAGGCCCGCAUUAUUGCUGAGCGUUACCCGACCGAGGCACUCUCAUAUCUGUACCAGAUCUGCUUGAACACGGAUCUGACGCCGGCGAUCAACCAGGAGCAGAUUGGACUCUGUCACAGCUACAUUCAGGAGUUGGUUCUCCAGGCCAAGGACUACUCAACUCUUCUCGGCUCUACGGCACACGGCAUCAAGUCUCCUGGUGUGAUUGAAAAGUACCUCCCAUUGAUCAAGAUUGCCAACAGCGGCCAGUUUGUCAAGGAUAUUACGGUUGCUGCCGCGAAGAGCAAGGCCAAGGAAGGACGCGUCGAGGAUGCGAUUCAGUUGUAUAGCAUUGCCGAGUCGUAUAACCAGGUGGUGGAGCUUCUGAACCGUCAGUUGGCCGAGUUUGUGUCAAACCCCGGUCUUGCUAGCACAGGAGAGACAAGUAUCAACAUUCCAGCUAUCCGCCGGUUGAUUAACGAGUACGAGAGUAAUCCCAAGGUCAGCCAGCAGAUUAUGCCCAAGAACUUGACGACAUGCGGCAUUUUGCUCAAGUUAGUCGAGUUUACAGAGCGCUAUGAUCGUGCCAAGUACGAGGCAGCGAUUGCGACGAUUGAGGAGCUGGGCCUGAUUCCUUUGGAAGCUGAUAUGGGACAGAUUGCCGAGAAGGCGGGUGAGUUCCAGGCCUUGGAUGAGUGCGUGGCAAGGAACCUUCCCGAUGUCCUCCUCAAGACCAUGGACAGUCUUUUCAGGCAGUACCAGAUCCUCAAAAAUUCUCCCUACGACGAUGCCGGCCGCCGGGACUCGAUCACUAUGUUGAAGAGGAGGGCAAGGACGCUGAUGAUGUUUGCUGGGUCGAUCAAGUUCAGGAUGCCUGCCGAUACAUACGCCCAGUUGAACCGCCUUGAUGUAAUGAUUGUCGCCUAG
This is a messenger RNA of Linnemannia hyalina, 2661 nucleotides long. The record is from the annotation of a GenBank genome assembly. NCBI's taxonomy places the organism in Eukaryota, Fungi, Mortierellomycota, Mortierellomycetes, Mortierellales, Mortierellaceae.